ACGGGGGAGGGGGAGAAAGAGAGGAGGGAGGUCACGUGCGGCCGCAGAGCGAGCGUGCGCGUGCGUGUGCGCGAGCCGGUGCAGCUCUGGUAGCGGCGGCGGCGGCGGCAGCAGCAGCAGCCUGAGCGGGGGGGGGGAGGGAAGGAAAGAAGGAAGGAGAGAGAGAGAGAGAGAGAGAGAGAAGCGGGCGGGAUUAUUAUGGGCUGUGAGUGCUGCUGCUGAGCAAGAUGGAGCUGUCUGCAGUGGGGGAGCGAGUGUUCGCGGCCGAAUCCAUCAUCAAGCGGCGGAUCCGAAAGGGGCGCAUCGAGUACCUGGUGAAAUGGAAAGGCUGGGCCAUCAAGUACAGCACUUGGGAACCUGAAGAGAACAUCCUGGACUCCCGACUUAUUGCAGCCUUUGAGCAGAAGGAACGAGAGCGUGAGCUGUAUGGGCCCAAGAAGAGAGGACCCAAGCCUAAAACUUUCCUCCUGAAGGCUCGGGCCCAGGCGGAGGCCCUUCACAUUGGGGACGUACACUUCUCUGUCAAGCCUGGCUCUAGCACCUCGUCGCCCAAGCUGCACUCCAGCGCCGCAGUGCACCGGCUCAAGAAAGACAUUCGACGAUGUCAUCGCAUGUCCCGGCGCCCCCUGCCCCGCCCAGACCCCCAGAACGGCGGGGGGGUAGGGGGAGGGGCUGGCAUACGUCCGCCAGUCUCGCCCUUCUCCGAGACCGUCCGCAUCAUCAACCGCAAGGUGAAGCCUCGUGAGCCCAAACGCAGCCGCAUCAUCCUCAACCUCAAGGUCAUUGACAAGGGCGGGAAGGCCACGAGUGCAGGAGGGGGCCUGGCCCGUCCAAAGAUCCCCUCACGAAACCGUGUCAUUGGCAAGAGUAAGAAAUUCAGCGAGAGCAUCCUCCGCACCCAGAUUCGCCACAUGAAGUUCGGCACCUUCUCGCUGUACAACAAGCCGUCCGCUGCACCAGCCGCAUCUCUAGAGGGCAAGAUGGAGGCAGGAGGCUCACAAGGUGCCUCCUGCGGGCUGAUCAUGGGCUCCACCCCUUAUGAUGCCCACAGCUCCAGCUCCUCGGGCUGCCCCUCUCCUACCCCUCACUCCUCCUCCGACCCAGACGAUUCUCCCCCAAAGCUGCUUCCUGAAACCCUGAGCCCUGCCAUUCCUGACUGGCGUGAGUCGGAGGUCCUGGACCUGUCGAUCCCACCAGAAUCAGCAGCCACCAGCAAGCGCUCUCCCCCCGGGGGAUGUGCUGGGGGCCAGACACCCUCAUCGUCCCUCUCCUCUUCUGACCCGGAGCAGGAGGCUGGCGACUGGCGCCCUGAGAUGUCCCCCUGCUCCAACGUGGUGGUCACAGAUGUCACCAGCAAUCUCCUGACCGUCACCAUCAAGGAGUUCUGCAACGCAGAGGAUUUCGAGAAGAUGGCAGCGGGUGGAGGAGGCAGCAAGUGAGAAGUUGGCUCCCAGCUUCGGCAGGGUAGGGGAGGCUCUGCUGGAAGAAGUCAUGGUGUGAAUGGCUGUUGUUAGUUUUCUCCUGCUCUCCCCGCCAUCCCCUUCCCCGGUUCUUUUUCUUUCUGCUCAGAGACUGGGAUGGGAGUUGGAGGGCAGAGGUGUCUGAAGUUCCCAGAUGUCACAGCUGUGAGGGGUUGGGCUGGGGAAUGAUUAUUUGUCUUCAAAGAAUAUGUUGUCUAACUGGUGUGGAGCCUGGGUGACAACGGGGUGUGUGUGUGUGUGCGCGUGUGUAUGUGUUGGGGCUGGGUGGGGAAGGAUUCCCCCCCAUCUUUUCUGAAGGUAUGGUGGAGCUCCUAUUACUGGAGAGAUGGAUAAGGCCUUUGAAAGGGGCUGUGCUCCUCUCCACCUUCCCCCUCUGCCAUGCACACACUCUUCCAUUUCUCCAGUUCUUCACCCUGCCUUCUCCCAGGGCAGCUCUGACCCUCUCCCUUCUCUGUGGCAUAGGUUAGCUGUCUCUUAUGAUCCAGCUUCAGUAGUUCUGGCUGUAUCUCUGGAGAGGGACACUAUUGGGGGGGGGAGGGAGAGGAGGGGAGGAGAUCAGAAGAUAAAGCAUCAGGGCUAGAACGAAAUUGCAGCAGAGCUCGAGUGGGGGGUGGCACCCCUACAACACAUGCCCCAGGCUCACUUCCUUCUUGCUUUUACUAUUGGUGCUAACUUGGCAGUUGUAUGGGCACUUUGAGACCACCUGGGUCCUUCCUCCUCCCUUCUGCUCCUUCCCUUCCAGAUCUUCCAGUCUGCUGAGCUUUGUUGGGCCUGUCACUUCCAGCCUGGAUCUUCCUCCUUGUGUUCAUCACUUGCACUUGCUCGGGUCUGAGGCAUGCCAUACCCUUCCUAAGCCUUUUCCUAGUGGAAGUGGGAAAGCCACACAUCCGUCCUUCAAUUCAGGAGGAGCAAUAGCUUGGCAUGACAUUACCCCAGCAGGAUGAGGUCAACAGGUCUUACUUCCCAGGAAAAAUAUAAGCCUCCUUGGCUCCACUGAAUCACUUCACAAGCCUUGUGGGUGUGAAGGAAGAUCUGCUACUCUUCCUGCUCAGUUUCACCUGUUUCUGGUGGGUGCGUUGGAGAGGUUCACUGCAACCAUUUCCAGGAUCUGAAAUUGCCUCUACAAUUGUCAACCAAAGGUGCUAAGAACCUGUUGUAAGAAUUACGGUGUCUUGCAUUUUGUGUGUGUGUGUGUGUGUGUGCCUGCCUGCCUCUCCUUCCUCUGCCCCCCCCCCCACUCCCCAACUCCUUGUUUUUACAUGUUCAGUGUGAAAUUGGAUCUGGAAUUGCCCCCACCCUCUGUAAUUGGAAGCAGGCGAUGAUGUGGCUUCCUCCAGUUCCCUGAGACAUAUUCUUAAUGUCUAAGUGUGCAAAAGCGCUCUUCUUUGCCAUUCAUGGCUUGUUUGAUUCUGUGUCAGUGCUGAGCUUUGUGGCUAGAUAACCCUCCCUCACUUCCCCACAUCCGAGUGUUUCACAGAUUCAGCAACAGGCGUGGGGAAGAGGGGCUGAUAAAAUCCAUCUAAAUUAGUGUUGCAAUAAGUGUCUGCCUUGAUUCCCUGACCAUGGGGAAAAAGGGGGUGGGAGGGGUUGCCUGUUGUGGGAUCCAUAAUUCUUUAUAUGCCUACAGGGGUGCAUGUACUGGGGGAAGGAGAGAGGAACUCAGCUCUAAGGAGACUCUCUCUCUCACACUCACACAGCCACCAAAAUAACUAAAUUGGGUGGAAUUCACCCCUUUUGUAGUUUUGCAUGCAGACACCCUGGAUUUGAAGGGUAUGUCUACACUACAAGCACUACUGCUGCCGCUACGCCACUGUAGCGUAGACACUUGCUACGGUGACAGAAGGUGUUCUUCUGUCAGUGUAAUAAAACCACCACUUCAAGAGGCGGUGCUUGGUUGACAAAAGAGUUCUUCCACUGACCUGGCUGCACCUACAGUGUGGGUUAGGUUGACCUAACUACAUUGCACAGGGCACAACAUUUUUCACAGCCAUAAUCAACGCGGCUAGUGCGAACUAAUUUUUAGGUGUAGACCAGCCUUAAAACUCACCUACUGCAAAAUAAAUGUCUACACAGAAACUUGCAUCAAAAUUUUAAAAACGUGUGAAUUCAAAUGAGUUUAGCUCCAGUUUGUGUGUAGCCAAUCUGAAAGAUGAUCCUACAUGUGGUUAGUUGUAUUCCCACACAACCACAACACCCACCUCUACAAAACUGCCCAUCUUUGGUGGAUUUUUUUAAACAAAACUUUUAAAAUCCAGCAGAAUAUUUCAAAACCAAUUACAGGGUGGGGGAGACUUCCCCAUUCAUUCAUCAGUCCAAGGCUUCCUGUAAUUUGUUGGAUAUGUAUGUGUGUAUGUGAAUUAAUACCUGCCUGUUGUCUUUGCUUUGUUUUGCAUCUUUCCUUCACCUUGCGCAUGCAGGGUUCUCUUAUUUCAUGGUAACUUCAAAAACAAGCAGGCUGGGAAAAGGUGGGAGAUCUAUAUUGGGAGAAUAACAAAGAGACUUGUGUUUAAAAAGAGACGAUUUUAAAAAGGAAUUAAUUUAUGAGGCUGCAAGAUAAGAGGAACUAUUUUACGGAGUAGAUGCAUGCCAGCCAGUCACUUUUUUUUUUUUUUUUUUUUUUUUUUUUUAGGUUGCUUGGUUUCUCUUGGUGUGUAUGUGAUGGCGUUCUUGUUUCGUGGUAAUAAAGUUCAGAAAUAUUUGAAAAGUUUAAGUGGGAGAAAAAAGGGAACUUUAAUAGGAAACUCUUGACAUGUUUUAGCCAAGAAAUGUUCACUUGGCAGAGGUUUUUUUUUCCCUCCUAAUAUCUGUUGUUUGGUGUUCCUGGAUUUUUUCGUGAAUGGUUUUCGCCUUCCUCUGAAGCAUUGGCCAGAGGAUUGCAUGGGGGCUCGGUGACCCUUCUUCCUGGAAUUAUAAAGACGGGAGAGGGGCAGUGGGCUUUGGAGGAACUUGUAUCGUAGAUCAUCUCUCUGUAGGAAAGAAGUGCAAUCCAGUCAGGAGAAGUAGCUUGACUGCAUGUGUCACCACCCUCCGGGUGGGUCACCUGUGGGGAUUGAACCCUGAACCUCUGGAUAUAAAAGCAUGAGUCUCUAUUGCUUGAGUUUAAAGAACAGGCAGUAGCAGUCUCAUAAAUUUUUGUGUGGUCCAGCCACUAGAGGCUGACAAAACCCCACGCUGGUAUGAAUGUGGGUUACGCUCACCUUCCAUCUUCGAUUUAUUUUUUCCUCCCUCCCUACUGGAAGAUAAAAGGGAGGUCCCAUCCAUGUCUUUCAGAGAGGGCAUAGGGUUGGGGGGAGUAUUCAAAAGCAUUCCCCCAAAACCAGGGAAACAGUCUGUGUCUGUGCCAUGUUUAUUCUCUUGUUGUGUUUUUAGAGGAGAUUUUAUGAUGGAAAGUGGAAAAAGUGAAAUGAAUAGUUUUUCAAAAAAAAGAAAAGAAAAGAAAAAAGAAAAGUUUUUAAAAAAUGAAAUUUCUAUAGGGGGAGAGAGAGUUUAAAAAUGAAUAAUAAAUGCAGUGAUUGCACAAACUGUAGUGGUAUUAGAUGGUCCUUAGAGAAGAGAGUAUUUUGUAGUGUUGAAGUGUGUGUCUGGGAUGGUAUUUGGCUCACUUGAACUGGAGGAGGGUGUCUUUGGGGUAACCAGCAAUUUCUGAUUUGAAGAGGCAAGUUCUGUUUUGGAGAAAACCCCAUAUAAUUUACCCUUCUCUUCCCCACUUCCCCAAGUGUUGGCGUGAGUUCCAUCCAACAGCACUACCAUUCCCCUUCCCUGCCCCCUUUCCAGAAAUUAGAUGGAGGCUCUGUAUUUUUCUCCCCUUCCCAGGUACAGUGGUGCCAAAGUUGUUGCAGAAUGGUAAAUCCUGACCUGAUGGGAUCUGGGCCAGAUUGGUAAAAUGGAAAUGGCAUGUGAGUGGAGCUACUGACAUCUUGGAUUGGCUUGCAUCUUUCUUGCUAGAUAACCACCCCAAGAGCAGAAUAAACGCUCACUCAGAACAAGGCAAAGCUCCCUUCCUUGUCUUCUUAUCAGCUCACUGAUUUCAGUGCUUAGUGGAAAUGGCAUUUUAAAUACAGAAUUUGCCACAGCAGAACCCGACGUAGCCCAGUCUAGUUUGGUGUCCCACCUCUGGCAAUGUCCACUACCAGAUCUUCAGAGGAAGGCAGAAACCCCCACGUGUACCUGAAGUUUUGGACAAGUGGGGAGCACCCUCUUCUUGGGAAGGCUGGGGUGCAUCGAGUGCAUGUUGGGGUAAGAGCCAGGGUGGCGUUGGUGGGUUUUUACUAGCGCAGGAUUGUAGCCUUCUGAACUGUGGGGUGUGUGAAUGUCCCAUAGUGAUGGAAGGAGCUUUCCCAGCCAAGGCGGCACUGUCUCUCUUUGUUGCAUAUUGUUCAUCUGCUGUGUUGGGGUGACUGUAGGAAAGAGGAUGGGAACCAGACACUGGCGUCUGAAUGUAAUAAGUUACUAGAUAUGGGACUCUAAGAUUUCUGGCUUGUCAGGGUCUCCUCUGUGCAUUUUGGGUAAAAAAACAAAGCUGGGCUGUUCUUGGGAACUCAUUUUCUCCACUCUUCACCCCUGAGUUCUGCCAGUGCUCCUCUGUCCUGACCUACAGCUUCAGUCCUGAGCUGAGCAUACAUACUAGUCUCCCACCUUUGCUCUGUUCUGGUCUCACUGAAGCUAGCAUAUGGGCAUGGAGCUGACAAGGAUACAAAGCCAGGGAUGGGAGGAUGUAUGUAGCCCAGUGGGGAGUUCUGUCUUCUAAUCUUAGGUGAGCCACUCGCUUGCUGUGUCUUUUCAGGGGAUGGGGGAGUGUCUCCGCAUCUCCUGUACUUCAGUCACCCCUCUCCUGCCACCCCUGCUGGGAUGGAGGUAAGGUACCCUCCCUCCUUUACCAAAUGGGUGCUCUCUGAGCUGAGUCUUCCUGGGUUGUUAAAUCCCCUUCCUCGCCUCUGCUGUUAAAGGAAGUUUCAAGUGCUUUGCAAUAUUCCCGACAGUCAGUCUAACUUCCUUCAUGGACCUGACAGUACUGGGAAUGGAGAGUCAGAACUCCCUGUAGAUAUCCAAGCUAAAGCACAGGUUGGGGUGGGGAGCAGCAGGGCCGGCAGGUAGUCAUUUUCCCCACACUCCCGCCCUCCACACCACAUCAACAGUGGUAUCUGUGGAUGUGGGAUGGUGGGAGGAGAAAGUAGCAUAGCCAACUGGGGAGGCCCUUCUCACCAGCAGGUGUGGGAUUCCAGUUCCGUAGCCAGGGUUUGAGCAGGGAGGUGCAACAAACCAAGAAUGGGUUUCCAACCCUGAUAUUCUAUGCUUGUCUGUCCCCCACCCCCGCACCUCUAACUGAGGCCUUGCACUGUUUGGCCUGAUGUAUCCUUUUCUCCAGUGUUGCUUGCUUUGCUGCUUUUUGGAUUGCCCAAUAUCAUGCAAGAGCUGGGAUCUUAUUUACUUUUUAUAUGAAUAUAGAUAGAUUAUAAAAGAAUCCCCCACGUAAUCCAUCCCAAUCCCUGUAUCAAACGCAUAAUAGUUCAGAGAGUUGCUCUUGGGGCUGGGAGCUAGGCAUUCCUGGGUUCUUUUGAUUUCUUGUGACCUUGUGCAAGUUGCUUCACUGCCCUUUGCCUCCAUUCCCCUGUCUGUACCAUGGGGGCAAUGCCCUGUAGAGGAUGCUGGGAGGCUAAAAUUUAUUAAUGUGCAUAUAGAGCUAUAGAAGGGCUGAGUAUUGCUUCAGAACCCACUCAUUCCUUCCCAGAUAUUUUAUAAAUCCAUUGUAUUGUCACUCUGGCUUUGAAUGAGAGAGCAUUUUGGCCCUCCUCCAAAAGUGCAAUGUGUACAUUUCUGAGGAGAAGAAUCUCUCAUCUCCUCUUCCCUCACUCUUAUUUUUCCAUUUGCUGCUUAACCUCCCCACGUCAGUUAUCCAUCAUCAGAUCUGGGCGUCCCUACUGCUCCUAGUCGCCUCCUCCCCCACAGUGAGGCAGUUGUGUUGACACUGUGUGGUCAUAUAUUCUCAUUAAAACAUGCUAUACGCUUCCAAGGUUGAGAUAGCCCUCACUGGUUUACAAGAAGUGGGGACCAGGAAGUCUCUUCUCUUCCUCUCCCCUCUUCCCCCCCCCAAAAAAAAAAUCUGUCAGGUAACAAAGGAGGAUACCAGUUUUUCCAGGGUUGUACCUCUAGCAGUUCUUCUGUCCUUCCCACCUUCUGCUGCCUAGCACAUGAUGAAACCCUACGGGACCGUCCAGAGUUCUGUCUUUGAUGCAGAACUGCAUCCAAGACCUGCUUUCCACCCUAACAGGGCAUAUCAAUCCCUUAGGGAUGUUCCACUCUUGUCCCUCAAGGGGUUGCUGUCUGGGGUCUUCUGCAGAGACAGCAUGUUCAGUCUGGGGGGUGGAGUGCCCCACUUUUGCACACUCUGGCCAAUCUAAGACUGGUAUGGGGAAGAGGGUAUUGAGAUAUGGCUGCAACUGGGGAAAUAGUGUGGCAGAGGAAAGAGACAGUGUGAUUACCCCAAAGGAGAACAUCAAUAAGAGAAAUCAGAGUAAUGUGAUCUUAAAUAUUGGCAGUGUUGGGUGAUUCAAGAGAGAUUAAUUUGAUGGGGGGUAAUGGCAGGUUAAGUCGUUUAAACAUUAAUCCCUGUAUUAGAUAACACCCCAUGAUGCCCCAAUUCAGCAAAGCAUCGAAGCACAUGCUUAAAUCCAUCCCUGUUCAGCAAAGCACUUAAAGCAUGCACAAAACUUCUAAGCGGGUGGUUAUGGAUCUAAGUACUUUACUGGAUUGGGGCGUCAUACAGGAAACGUGUCUUUUUAAAUCCAAUUAAAUUUUCCCCAUUAUUGUAGUUUUCUUCUUUGCACUUCCGCUAGCAUGGUGAAAUUAACUUGGUCAGUAUCACUUCCUGGUUUCCCGGGAGUAGCCCUGACUCUUCCAGUGUAGCAGGGACAGGUGGGUUUCCUUGUUGUGGGGGAAGGAAACUUCAUUCAAGUUCUGAAAAUAAAUUUACCAUUUUUUUUAAAUCUAAAUUUUGGAGCUAAACUAUUUGCCAUGCCCCCCCUUCCCCUCUUAACAGUAGAGGAUUCUCUUCUAAAUUUUGGGUGGAAAAUUGCAAGGAGGGAGGAAAUCAGGGCUUGCCCAUCUGCCUCUUCCCUCCACCUCCCCAGGUGCCAAGCUGAGGCCCAGAUCCUGCAGACUUAUGCAAGUACUUAACUUUAAGCAGGCGAGUAGUUCCACUGAUGUCUAGAGAUACUUGCUUCAAGCUAAGCAUGUGCAUAAGUCUUUGCAGGAUCAGGGCCUUACUCUUUAUCCCAGAGAGAGAUUUUGAUGUAAUUUCUAUAAUGAUGAUGAUCCUGAUGCAACCCAUAUACCCCCCCAUACCCACCCCACAUUUGGCAUACAGGUUAUGGUUACCCUUUAACCUGGUUGUGUGAUUUCCAGCUCAAGGAGACAUUCACACUAUUUCUUAUUGAGCUAAUGCACUAAAAAUAGAGUGCAACUGUGGCAGUGCAAACUUCAGGACUGGCUAGCUACUCUAGGGUCUCAGAUGGGCAUGUACUCGGGGCAGCUAGCCCGUCCUGUGGCUUGUGAAGCCAUGGUGGCACUCUAUUUUUAGUAUGCAAGCUCUGAGAGCUGGCACAAGUAUGUCUCUUUAAGCUGGGAAUCGCACACCUGGAGUCAACUGGAGACAUACCCAGAGAGGGGAGGUGGUGACUUUUUUUAAUUUAAAAUAAACCUAAAUAUCUUGUAACUUUUUUUAUUUUGAAAAAUGCAUUUAAUUAAAGAAUCAUGCACGAAUGAAUUGUAUAUCUAUAUAUUUUUUGUCUUGUAAUUUUCAUUUUUAAAUAUAGUGUUUGCGUUUGUUUGUUUUAAUCCAGUUCCCAGCUGGCUAAACUCUGUCUAGAGUGGAUGGAUGGGACGUGGGAUGGGGCGAUAGGAUCCCCCUCCCAUUGGCGUUUCCAGUGGAAAAAUGGCUUGCUCUGGGUUUGGGGGCGGUUUGUGCUAAUUACUCUUGUAUUCUUGUACAUUUUGUUCUUUCUGCUGCUCUUGAGUAUUGUAUCAAUGCCAGAAAUGGGGAGUUAAAGAAAAAUAUUAACCCCAAUAAAUUGUUACAUUCCAAA
This is a messenger RNA of Dermochelys coriacea (leatherback sea turtle), 9562 nucleotides long. RefSeq names its product chromobox 6 (gene CBX6). The transcript is spliced from 5 exons. The coding region runs from base 228 to 1439 and encodes 403 amino acids. The record is from RefSeq and is a predicted model, not a curated record. Lineage: Eukaryota; Metazoa; Chordata; Testudines; Dermochelyidae.